AUGGGCAGGAGCCAGGCUCAGGCUGCAGCGGGGGCUCGCACCUUCGUGGCCGUGAAGCCGGACGGGGUCCAGCGGCGCCUCGUCGGGGAGCUGGUGGGGCGCUUCGAGAGGAAGGGCCUCGCCCUCGUGGGCAUGAAGCUCGUGCAGGCCCCCGAGGAGCUGCUGAGGGAGCACUACGUCGCCCUGCGGGACCGGCCCUUCUACAGCCAGCUGGUGAAGUACAUGAGCUCCGGGCCCGUGGUAGCCAUGGUCUGGCAGGGCCUGGAUGCGGUCAAGACAGUUCGCACGAUGAUUGGGGAGACUAACCCGGCUGACUCCAGACCCGGCACCAUCCGAGGAGACUUCUGCACUGACAUCACCAAGAACGUGAUUCACGGCAGCGACUCAGUUGAGAGUGCCCGGCAGGAGAUCUCCCUCUGGUUCCGUCCAGAGGAGCUGAUUUGCUGGGAAGACACAGCUGAGCACUGGAUCUACGGCUGAGUGCUGGAUCUACGCGUGAUAAGAGCAGCCUGAGGGAAGUGUGUCUUCCUGGCUGGGGCAUGAUGCAUUUCCAUCCAUUUCAUUUCAGCCCAUUAGGCUGGCUGUGGAUUCUGCUGCAGCAUCAGGUGCUGUUGGGGGUUUCUAUUUUGGGUGUGGGUGGAGGGGUUCUGGGAGCAGUUCAGCUCCUUGCAAUAGUAGCUAUUCUUUUUUCUUGUCUGCUGUAGUAAGUAGUUAGUGUCGCUGUUCUAUUUGCUGUAGCAUCCUAAAAUCCCAAGUAGCUCUAGGUGAUUUGCCGAAGGAAAGCAAAAACUGGGCUCUGUGCUCUUUACAGUAUGUAGGGCAGGCCUGCAUGGUAGAGUAGAACAGAUGCUCCCAACCACUAGGACAGGUGCUCUGAUCACCGGACAAGAGUGAUCUGGUCAGUAUCAUCUACCUGGAUUUCUGCAAGGUUCUUCACCAAAUUUUAAAGUUAAGCUGCUAUGGGAUAAGGGGGAAGGUUCCUCCAUGGGUUAAAAAAGCUGCUUCCAAGAUGAGGAAUGAAAGAUAAGAACUGGUCUCUUUUCUUUCUGUUGGUGGAAGGCCGUGGUGGGAGUUCUGCAGGGUGCAUGUGGGGACUGUGCUAGUUCACCUGGCUUCAGAAGUGAUUUAGAGAAUCCAUGAAAGGAGAAUUCACUAAAUGCUGUUGAACACAUAAACACUGCCUCUGCUUUCAAGAAUCCCUGGGCUGCGAGUGUUGGAGUGGGGAAAUGACUUGUCUAGAUCUGCUCUAUUUUUCGUAGGCCUCUACUGCUGGGCUACAUAGACUCUGGCCUGAUCCAGUACAAUCAGUCUGACUGUACUAAUGUGACUGAACUAAUGAAAGAACAGCAUUGUACAAACUAUGAGAGUAGAAGGGGAAGAGUGAGGUGGGAAAGGUUUUGGGCUCGGAAGGAAUUAGGACUGUGCAGACCUCUGUACUGCACAGUGCAGGCUGUGGGGUCUUAGCACAAGGCUCUGGGAGAUCAUGAGACAUCUUGUUUGAUGGUAAGGUUCCCUUUCAGAAAUCAUUUCUGGAAAACCACAACCCCCCCAAAUCUUUGGAUUCCAUGCCCUGAAUGUGUUACGUGUUACAUUCUUACUGGAACGUCAAACUUGUGUAUUAACAUCCUGGAUCUUUAACAGUGUUUAAUUGGUUAUCUGAAAGAAGCUAUUAAUGAUUACCUUCAUCAGCUCCUCCCAGCUGAUAAUAUAAAAGCUUACAGAGUGGCCUCUGCCUUGCCCUCCCUCCAAACCAGAGGAGGCUUCUGAGGAAAAACAUGUGCAGCAAAUCAAUUUAAAAAUCCUGACCCUAAACCAUUUCAUGUGCUAGGAGAAGUGGAGAAGUGCACAGAGCCUCUCCUAUGUGAGUGUAUCAAAAGGUGCAGCGGGCAGCCCAAGGGGCACAGGGACAGCUCCCACGGCCUGCGCUUCCACACCUCACUGCUAAGCUGCUUGCAUUGGCCAGAAGACAUUGCUUGUGGUGCUGCACCCCAGCCUGCCCCGGGACUGCAAUGCAGGGUUACAAAGGCUGACGCAGCUUAGUGACCCUCGACGACGUGUUCCCUACGUACGGGGCAAAGUGGCCCGGGGGAGGAGGUGGCUCAGAGGCCUUCUAACUGCUCCUGCUGUGAACCUUCCACCUUUGGAGAGGCCUCUCUGCUUCCACUGACAGCAGGGGUUGUCACAGGAGAUCCUCAAGGUCACCUGUGUGAAUAUGUCCCUUCAGACCCAGGUCCCAUCUUUGCCUGCUGCCUCUUCAGGUUUUCACGCUGCUGACCAUUCCUUAAAGCUGCAUUGUGUCUGAGCCCCCUGCACGGCCUUGGCAGCACAUUAAGGCAGGGACAGUGGCGUUGCAUUCUGCCAUGGAAUAGGAGUAGUUUUAAAUCCAAGGGACCAAGGUCCCCCAGAGCUUUGUUGCACGUAGACUGAGAUGUGUUUUGCCCAUGCCCUCAACACUUGUUUCUCUCUCCCGCUGACCUAGCUUUGAAGCUGCUGGGGAAUGAAUGCAGCUCCACAGGGGCAGAGAGUAAACUCAAUCCCCGCUUCCACCUCUAGGCUGGCCUACAGCAUCCUGAGGCUGGGCAGAGAAACACUGAUAGACAUGAGAACAGGCACUGACUGGGAACAGAGGGUCUUCCUCCAGCGACCACGGUUUUCUUCAGCUGGCUGAUUAAAGCAUGCAGUUUCUUUGCAGCCACUGGCAGCCAGGGCUUCUCCUGCCUGCAGAGCCCUGCCAAGAGGUUGUUUACAGCUCCAAAUAUAUUAUAGAUUCUGUUUGGUCCCAGAGCAGUCAUGCAUUUGCUUUUUUAUAAUAAACUUGGACAGUCCUGUUGUCUCUUC
This is a messenger RNA of Struthio camelus australis, 2838 nucleotides long. Lineage: Eukaryota; Metazoa; Chordata; Aves; Struthioniformes; Struthionidae. The record is from RefSeq and is a predicted model, not a curated record.